AUACAUUGCUUUAACAGUGAUUGCACGUUCGAUACAAGAUGUAAACAGAUGUGUUAACUUGUUUUAAAUUUACUGAAAGAUGUAAUGAAAGCUCUGAAUAAUGCCAAUGUCAUCUAUUGAUGAGAGACCCAAAACUCUAAGAAGUGGGAUUUCUCUCAAGCCUAAGUAUGCAGUUCAGCAUCGCUCGGACAUGCUCAUUGCAGAGCAGAUGGAAAAUGUUUCCGAAAAACAAGAGACAUUAUACAACCUCCUGACAGACUUAGAAAAUGCUAAGAGUGAGGAAGAAAUUGAUCGUCUUCGGACUGAAGCACAGGCUCUGAAGGAAAAAUCAGAUGCUGCACUUAUUCUUCUAAAUAUACUCUUCAAAAUAAACCAUGAGUUGCAGUAUGCACGUAAAGAUCUGGAGGAGGCACUCAAACACAAUGGAGGAGACAUUUUGGCUGCCAGAAAAAGGGUGAUGUGGCUUGAGGAUCGCAUGGGGACAUUGUGUGGAAAAGUCCGGCUCCGAGGCCAGGCUGUUUCUCAGAGGGUGUCACAUCGGACGAGAGGUUCUACAGAUCGAGGUCAACUGACUCUGACAUUCCGAUCAGACAGUGAUGUCAGUGAUGAUGAAGACCGAUUUCCAAGACAAAAGUCUCUGCCUCCAAUUCGUCAGAUACAAGAUGACUCAGAUGAUGAAGAUAGGGGGAGAGGCAUGGGAGGUGGGCGGGGUCACAUGAUGGACACACCAUCCAUGAGUGGAUCAGAGGAUUUCCAUGACAUGCAAAUGAAACGACCAGGAAUGAUGGACACUCCUUCUUCAGAGGCCAGUUCAUCCAUCUCUCCUGUCAAAAUGGGUAUGAUGCAGCACCGUGGUCCACAGUAUUCAGAUGACUCUGAUGACGAGGAUUCCAGUCCACAGGCCAGUCCUAUCCCUAAACAUGUGACUGAAACAGUAGAAGAGAACAGGGAGGCUAGCCAAAGUGAAGGGGGAUCUGAGGCAGAGGAUCACAUUGGAGAACUGCCCACCAUGUUUAACCGAGACAAACGGGAGAUCAGUGCUCCUCCCAGACACUCAUCACCAGAGAUAGUAUCUCUACCCAAACCAGUUAUAGAGGAACAGCCCAGAGAUGAACCAGGAGAAAAUGCUGAGGAGGGUCCAGAAAUGGGGGAACGGGAAUCUGAUGAGAAGACUAAGGAAGAAACUACAGAAGAGGAAACCUCAAAAGAAUUAGGGGCUGGUGAAGGAAAUGGCAUCCAGACUGAAAAAGGUCCGGAGGAAAAGACAUUUAUUACAGAGGUCUCAGUGACCACAAAUAAAAGCAGGGUCACAAUUGUGUCUCCAAAGAGGGAGGAUACGAGACAAGGAAAUCUUUACAAGCAAAAAUGUUACAAGCCAGCAUUUUUGCGUGAAAUAUCCGAGGAGGAACGAGAUCUUAUUUUGGAGUAUUGGCAAUCAGAGCAUCAUCGCUUUGAGUAUGGACAAUAUUCUGACGUUCUUACACAGUUAGAUCCCCUGUCAUACCACCAGAUGGGGCUAGCAGUGCCUGGAAGCUUUCUGGAAAAAUACACAGGGGAGUUUGAAGCAUUACCAUGGAAUGUUCCUGAAAACCAGAAGUCAGGAGGAGACAUUACAGAUAUUCAUAAAAGGGCAUUGGACAAAUUAUCUAUAAAAGUUCAUCAGAUGUACAACAAAAUAUUUCAAGCCACAAUGCUAUCAGUCCGGCCAUCGAAGAAACCAACAGAUGGACAGAGGGAAGUCAGCUUCUUUCAAAGCAUUGACCAGUUUUCAACAAAGGAAGCUACAAUGGCUUCGUCUGUGCUGGGAGCUAAGACUGGGACUUCCAGUACUUCUGUUGAGGACAAGAAUCGUCCAACCACCAUGCAAACGGUGUCUAGUGUAGAAAUUCCUAAAGUAGAGUCACGUAGAUUGGGAACAUCCAAGUCAGGGCGACUGGUGUACUACCCCAAACCUAUCCCUCCCCCCGAAGUCCUGCCCCUCACUAGAACGACAACAGGGAAGGAAUAUCCAAGGUUGGCUGACAGCUUUCUGACAGAUGGAUCCAAAGUGAAGAGAAGAAAGCCAGCUGUGCGUAUCGUGGACCAGCGGAAUCUGGCACAAGAGACAAAGUUAACACUGUAUAAAGAGCGGAGUCGGGGUAGAGUUAAGGGCCCUAGUACAACAGAGCAGAAGUUUCGACUGAUGAUUGAGAGAGAGAAAAGUGCUACUAGUAGCCAGAGAUCAGAAGUCGUUCGCAAGUUGGGACUUUCUAGAACUCUCACAAAAAUAUCUCAAGAUGAGGUUGACCUUGACAUUAAAACUACUAGUCCUGAAGAUGAGGACGAGGGUAGUGAAGCUGGUAGUGUUUGGAGUAAAAUCAAGCCUAAAAGCAGAAACAGAGAAUAUUCAGGACUCAAGUGGGAGAGAGUGAAGACUUUGGUCCAUACAAACCUUGUUUCCAAGAGAACAGAUGAAAGGAUUGAUGCUGCUAAGCACCUGGGCUUGUUACGAUGUGGUGACACUAUGGUGUUUUAUGCACUGAAGGAAAAAAUGAAGAUGGAUGAAGAUGAAAGAGUGAGAUAUGAAGCUGCUAAGUCUCUCAUUCUUGUUGGCUGUUGGGAGGAAGAUGUCCAACAAGUUAUUCUAAAGUAUUUAGUGAUGGGAAAUGUGGACAUUAGAUUGGAUCUCAUUAAAACUAUGAUUGAUGGCAAAAAUGUACAGUAUGUCAAUAAGAAGACUAGCACAUUUCCAGAGCUAGUGAAGGUUCUUAGCCAUUUCUGUAGGAACCCUGCAGCAGACGACCCCAUCGCUUUAGAAGCAGCUGUAUUACUAGGGCGAUUGUGUGUAAAUGAUGACAAUGCUAGAGCAGAACUCAAACGAUCUCUAGAGUCCACUACUUCAGACACUCACAAAAAGGCCAAGUCUUUGGAAAUCCUUGUAAAGCAGCUGAACUGUACGGACCAAGACAUUGUCCUCAGCAUUUUAGACAUGAUCAAAUCAUCUUAUGUGUGGAAAUACAGAGUGCUGGCAAUGGAAUUGCUAAUUACACUGGGUAUAAGGCAUGUCUGUCAGGAUCCAGAGGUUGUGGAGAAGGUCUACAAGAUUUUAGAACGUCGACUGUGGGAUGAUCCGACUGUUGAAGUAAGAGUUGCCUCUGCCAAAACACUGACAGCAUUGGGCAUGUUCAGACGAGCCUGUGACACUAUAGAAAAGUGUCUGGAGGACACAGAUGAAGAUGCUAGAUCUCAAGCAGUUAUCUCAGUGGGAACUCUGGGAUUGAAGAAUGAGAAGAUAACUCGUUUGCUUCUAGAGAUGCUGGAAUUGGAUUCAAGUGAUUAUGUCCGCCUUAUGGUUGUGAGGACAUUUGUCACAUUGAACACAACAGAGAAGCGAGUUAUUCGAGCACUCAGGGAAAGGGAAAGAGCAGAGGGGGCUCUUGGAAGGGAAGCUAAGAGGGCAGUGUCAACUCUGGAAUCACUAACCCAGUUGCCUCCCCCCAGUCCCCGCCGCACACAGACCCCUGCCCUCAACAACAAGGGUAACAGUUCCCUGGGGUUUCUUAGACCUGUCACACAAAGUGUUUGAUUGACAGUUGUAACACCUAGUCAUGUGACCAAAGGGCCAGCUAAUAAUGCCUGCUUAUCUAGAGGGAUAUCCUAAGACUGGUUCUCUGCCCUUGAUUCUAGUCACCUCAUUCAAGGACAGGUAACCACCACCAUUAGAGUGGAAAAAUUCACUUCUGCUCUACUCAUAGCAGACAAGCAUUCAAAAACAAAUGAUGAAUAUAUUUCAUUCACUCACAUCCUGCAGCAUGCUGAAUUUAGUAGUUAUUAUGAGCCUUGUUUCCAGUGACACAGUAAAACCUGUUGUUGAUUACACAGGGUACCUGUGACCAUAAUCAAUGCAGAGGACCAGUCAAUGAAUUUUUCUUAUAAACAGAUAAAGUCACUAACUUUUCAGUGCUAAUAAGAUUAAACUUCUAAUUAUGUGUGUAUUCUUAUUGCACCAGUGUCACAAAUCCAUAAAAUUUUAUUUUGUUAUUGGGGAACAAAUCAGAAAUUGGGUGAACUUUUGUAUUUAUUACACACUGCUUUUAUUGAAAUAAAUAUUGCACUGAGCUCACAGUUUGAAAAUUUAUUGUGACAGGUGUGUUUAAAAAUAUUUAUGAGGGGGAGUGCAAAUAUAGAAUGUAAUGAUCGAUGUACGACUCCAAUUAUUGAUUGAAGUAAAAUGAGACUGCUGAUAUUAAGCAUUUAGCAGGCAUUUAUUACAGAUAUUUUUCUCAGAAAUGGAACUCUCCAUGUAAAUUUGUAGUGAUGUUAAAAUGUUGGUUCUGAGUAUAACUUCUAUAUAAUGGUGUUGCAUUUAUAUCGAGAAGACUGUUCAUAGGGGUUUUUCAACAUUUUAUACAUGCAGUAUACAAUACUUAUCUGCAGAUACACUUAUUUAAAAAAAAAAAAUUGAGCACUUGCAUCUUUUUAUUGCUACAGUCUGUGAUAGUAUUUUACUUGAAGUUUUCAUGGAUUUCAUCCACAAAUGAGUGAAUUCUAAUAUUAAUGAAUAACAUAUGACUGAAGUGUUACAUGAAUAUACGGUUUCACUGUGUUUCUUAUUUUACAUAUAAUUAUAUACAUGUCCUGUGCCUUUUUGAAGUUCUGGAUAUAUUUUUGUAUUAUGUUUUAUUUCAAAUAAAGAUGUGAAAUUAG
Molecule: messenger RNA, 4686 nt
Organism: Ostrea edulis (European flat oyster)
Lineage: Eukaryota; Metazoa; Mollusca; Bivalvia; Ostreida; Ostreidae
Exons: 27
Coding region: 101-3565 (1154 amino acids)
Source: RefSeq, a predicted model, not a curated record